AUGCCGGAGGGCCCAGCCAGCGAGGCCCCCGCGCUGGAGGUGCCCAGCCACCUGGUGCACGUGCAGAGGCUCGGCGCGGGCGCCUACGGGGAGGUGCAUCUUUACGAGGACACGGCGAGCAAGGACAAGGAGAAGGUGGCGGUGAAGUGGAUCCGCGACUUCACCCGGGACCCGCUGACGGGCAAGCGGAUCCUCCGCGAGGUGCGGCUCAUGGCGGCCCUGCGGCACGAGAACUUGCUGAAGCUCACGGACCUGUUGCCCCCUCCGAACCCAGACUUUGACGACGUCUGCAUCGUGAUGCCCUACAUGCACCUCGACUUGCAUAAGGUGAUCUAUUCCAAGAUGAAGUUGUCCGAGUCGCAUUCGCAGGCCUUCGUGUGCCAGAUCCUGCGCGGCCUGAAGUACAUGCACUCGGCGGGCGUGGUGCACAGGGACCUCAAGCCCUCGAAUGUGCUCGUGAACAAGGACUGCACCCUGAGGAUUGCCGACUUCGGCCUGGCCCGGGGGCGCCUCAGCGAGGAAGAGAACCUCACGGAGUACGUCGUGACCCGCUACUACCGCGCGCCGGAGCUGCUCCUGCUGCCCUGGAUAUACUUCGAGCAGGUGGACCUCUGGUCUGUAGGCUGCAUCCACUUCGAAAUCUUGAGUCGCGAGCCCCUGUUCCGUGGCAAGGACCACAUGGACAUGCUGAAGCGGAUCGCCUCGACCCUGGGGUUCUCGGCGGACCGCGACUUAGACUGGGUGCCCGAGAAGGACCGGCUAGACGACAGGUUCAAGAAGGCGAAGGAGAUGCCCGCGGCGCUGCGCCUGCCGGAGGUGCCCGACCGGCCCUUGCGGCAGUUGCUGCCGGGCGCCUCGGAGGCUUGCCUGGACCUGAUCAGUAGGCUGCUGGACAAGGUGCCCUCGAGCCGCAUCACGGCUUCCGAGGCGAUCGCGCACGAGUACCUGGCGCACCUCCACGACCCUGCCGGUGAGACAGUUGCGUCGAAGGUGUUCGACUGGAAUUUCGACUGCUUUGAGCCCACUAAGCGGGCGCUCAAGGACAGGAUGUACGCCGAGUGCGCCAGGCGCCACCCGGACAUCAUCGAGCGGGACGCGGCGUGGCUGACACAGCGCGGGUACUACCCCGGCAAGGGCACUGCGCCCCUGAGCCAGGGACCCGCCGCGGCGCCCCGGCCGGUCGCGCGCGGGCCGAUAGGCGCCUGA
Prorocentrum cordatum is the source of this 1206-nucleotide messenger RNA. NCBI's taxonomy places the organism in Eukaryota, Dinophyceae, Prorocentrales, Prorocentraceae. The record is from the annotation of a GenBank genome assembly.